AUGGUUCAUUACACUAGGUUUGUGCAGGUUGGAAGAGUCGUAUUUAUUACGCACGGCCCCUUCGAAAAGAAAAUAGCUGUGAUUGUGGAUAUUAUUGACCAGAAUCGAGUUCUUAUUGACGGGCCAUGCUCUGGUGUUCCUCGUCGCCCCAUCAAUAUUAAAAGGUUACAUUUAACCAAAAUUGUGAUGAAACUCCCUCACAAAUGUGGGACUCAUGGUGUAGCAGAUCUCUGGCAUCGUCAGAAGGUUGACAGGCAAUGGAACAAAACGAAGUGGGCCCGCAAACUUGAGAAAAAAAGAAUUCGUGCAAGCCUAAAUGAUUUUCAAAGGUUCCAAGUAAUGGUUGCCCGCAAAAAGGUAGGUUUUUUAUUAACAUUGUCUGUGAUGAAUCGAAGAGCCGUCUGUCUCAUGCAAAACCGUGUAAUCAGCGGAUUCCGAAUGCGGAAAUCAACUCUGGGAACUUUGGCGAAAAUGCGACCAAAGAAGGCCUCAAAUUGA
Molecule: messenger RNA, 498 nt
Organism: Mesocestoides corti
Lineage: Eukaryota; Metazoa; Platyhelminthes; Cestoda; Cyclophyllidea; Mesocestoididae
Source: the annotation of a GenBank genome assembly